AUGACACCAUUUGCAAUUCUAAAAGAUUCUUCGUGUUCUCCAGAUAAUAAAGAUGAAGAAAAAGAAGUACUUUUUACAAUAGGUGCUAUUUUUAAAGUUCAAUCAAUUGAACAUUAUGGCAACAUUUGGUAUGUUCAUCUGCAACUAAAUAAAGAACAAAAUGAAAUUAGUCGAAAUUUUUCAGAUCACAUGAUGAAACAAAUUGGAUCAGAACCAGAUUCAUUAUUAUUCGGUUGGUUUCUUUUUCGAAUGGCUAAAUUUGAUGAAUUUGAACGUUAUGCGAAAAAAAUACUUAAACAACUUCCAUGA
Rotaria sp. Silwood2 is the source of this 309-nucleotide messenger RNA. The record is from the annotation of a GenBank genome assembly. NCBI's taxonomy places the organism in Eukaryota, Metazoa, Rotifera, Eurotatoria, Philodinida, Philodinidae.